This is a messenger RNA of Drosophila obscura, 1984 nucleotides long. It is a transcript of the gene Clic, whose product is annotated as chloride intracellular channel exc-4. The record is from RefSeq and is a predicted model, not a curated record. The transcript is spliced from 4 exons. The coding region runs from base 318 to 1109 and encodes 263 amino acids. Gene Ontology annotation, molecular function: chloride channel activity. Gene Ontology annotation, cellular component: apical plasma membrane; cytoplasm. Gene Ontology annotation, biological process: chloride transport. Lineage: Eukaryota; Metazoa; Arthropoda; Insecta; Diptera; Drosophilidae.
UAGACUAUAGAGUAUCGAUAGAGAACGUAGUUUCGAAGUGCGCACCAUAUCAAUAUAUAUAUUUUUUUUGACUGCGUUUAUACACAAGUGCGAGAUAAUUUACAGCAAUCAUAGAUAUUUUGCUGAAGUGACUGUGUCUGUUUCCCCCAUUCUGUGAUUGUGUGUCUCUGUGUACAUAUAUUAGCAAAUAAAUAAAAAUUAGCACAACAAAAGCUGAAAAGGAAAACACACACCACACACACACGUACGCACCCCGUCACGCGGAUAAACCUUUCCACAAAACGCUGUAAGCGAAGAGAAGAAUUAAGAAGCGAACCAUGUCCGCCGCCGACGUUGAGACGCAGCCGCAGCAGGAGACGACAAACGGCAGCAGCAAAUUCGAUGUUCCCGAGAUAGAACUGAUCAUCAAGGCCUCCACCAUCGAUGGACGCCGCAAGGGUGCCUGCCUGUUCUGUCAGGAGUACUUCAUGGAUCUGUAUCUGCUGGCCGAGCUGAAGACAAUCAGCCUGAAGGUGACCACAGUGGAUAUGCAGAAGCCGCCGCCAGAUUUUCGCACCAAUUUCGAGGCGACACAUCCGCCCAUUCUGAUUGACAAUGGCCUGGCCAUACUGGAGAAUGAGAAGAUCGAGCGUCACAUUAUGAAGAACAUACCCGGCGGCUAUAAUCUGUUCGUGCAGGACAAGGAGGUGGCCACACUGAUCGAGAAUCUGUAUGUGAAGUUGAAGCUGAUGCUGGUGAAGAAGGACGAUGCCAAGAACAAUGCCCUCAUGUCGCACCUCAAGAAGAUCAACGAUCAUUUGGCCAAUCGCAACACACGCUUCCUCACGGGCGACACCAUGUGCUGCUUCGACUGUGAGCUGAUGCCACGUCUCCAGCACAUUCGUGUGGCUGGCAAAUACUUUGUGGACUUUGAGAUACCCACACACUUGACAGCGCUGUGGCGUUACAUGUAUCACAUGUAUCAGCUGGAUGCCUUCACACAAUCGUGCCCGGCCGACCAGGACAUUAUCAAUCACUACAAGCUGCAACAGAGUCUCAAAAUGAAGAAGCACGAGGAGCUGGAGACGCCCACGUUUACCACAUCCAUUCCAAUUGAUAUUUCGGAGUAAAUUUCCUAUUAAAGCAGCAGCCCCACACCCCAACACCCCAACAACACAACACCCACCCCCCCAAAACAAUACAUCAAACAAUAUUUUGGACAACUUUACAAUUAAACCCGCGAUGUGUACACCAAUCGAAUGUAGCGACAACCAGGACUAAUAAAUUAUUGUAUACUACAACCAUUGAUAUACAUAACUAUCCACGCAUAUAAUCUAUACUAUAAAUAUACUAUACAUAUACACACACCUAUACACCUAUACUCGUGUAUUGCGAGUAAAUAGCAAAAGCAUAACAAAGUGUUCUUUAGCAGCCGCGUUGCCUUUCUUCAGCUAUGAUUGAUUAAAACACAACACCCCCCGCCCCCACUCCCAACCCCGCCUCGCGCCCAUUCACGGUCUGCGGCGGUGUAUUUUUGUUUAAUUAAUUAAUGAACUACAUAUUUGUAUUUGACAUACAAAUAACCAUAUACAUACAUAAAUAUAUACAAUAUAUUAAACGAUAGCUCGCAAUUAAUGGUUCAUCCAAUGGCAUUGUAUAGGCCACAACAACACCACCACCACCACACCCCCACCCGGUCUUGGCCCAUACAUAUAUAUUUUUUUUAUUCGAUUUAACUUUAAACUUUUGUAUUCAGCAAAGGAGCUUUUAAUUAAUUUUUUUUUUUUGUGCGUGUGUAAUAAGAGAAAAAAAUUUGCAUUUUUUGUUUUUUGUUUUGUUUCUUGCUCCCUGGCGUCCGUUGCCAUUUUGUUCGCUUUUAAUUUGUAUUUUAAUAUUUUAUAACAUAAAAAAAGAAAGAAAAAAAAAACACACAAAAGGCAAAUGAAAAAAGGAAGAUGAGGAAAUGAAGAGUAUUUUUUGUAUUUAAGAGAAAAUUAAAAAUAAA